UGACGAAAACGUGACCAAACCGGUGUCUAAAAUGGCCGCUUAUUGGUUACCCAAUACUCUUCCGUGAGCCUAUCAAAGGACCCCUGCUGUCUUUUUAGCUGCCUGUGAAGAAAUAUACCCGCAAUAGAGAAAAAUAUUAAUUUGUCUCUUGUAUUUUACGCGCUGUAGGACAGAGUUAGUCAUCUGUAACAGCUGUUUUGUGUGAUAUGGUUAAAACAGUUUAUAGCUGUAAUGUUGUGCGGUGUUUUGUGUAUGUUUGUGUAAUUUGAUCAGGCAGAACGGGACAGACCCGCUACUGUUGUUUACUCUAGUCAGCUGCUUUCAUCUCCUUUCAGUUUCCUCGUAGAUUGGAGGAAACUUUUUAAGCUGCGGCUGUAAAAUGAGUCGGAUAUUGCGGUCGAUGUGUGCAGACUGCUGUAAAUCAGGAUGGGAGAGCUGGAGAAGAGGAUACAGCGGGUUUAACUCUUAUUCAGCCGCAGUGUUAAAGUUCAGGAAUUUUUCAUUGCAUCGAGUGAAAUUAAGAUUAGGAUCGAAAGAGUUGUUGCUCUCACAAGCAAGUGUCUUCUCCAGCAAACUACCAAAAGGAUUUGAGAAGUACUUUCCAAAGAGAUCAGCAGCAGAACCCAGAGAGAAAUCCAGCGAAGGGGAAUCCCAGAGAAGCAGAGGUGGAGCAGGAACAGGUGGUGGUGACAAGAAGGAAGAUGGCAGUCGGUGGUCUCGCAUCCUACGAAGAGACGUCCCGUGGGAUGAGAAGCAUUUCUGGAACGUCGUCUUCGCAGGAGCUGGGAUGCUGGCGACUUUUCUUUAUUUAUACUUCAGAGAUGAUGGAAAAGAGAUCUCAUGGAGGGAGUUUGUGAAUUACUACCUCGCUCGAGGCCUGGUCGCGAGGCUGGAAGUGGUUAAUAAACAGUACGUCAGAGUCAUCCCUGCUCCCGACGUCAACACAUCAGAAGUGAGUUAUGUUUGGUUUAACAUCGGUACCGUGGACACAUUUGAAAGGAAUUUGGAGCAAGCAGAACAAGAGCUGGGUUUGGAGGAUCCACACAAGCUGCCAGUGCUGUACAGCACAGAGAGAGAUUUGACGUUCCUCGCGAUUUUAUUCCCGUUCGUCGCGCUGCUCGGUUUGCUCGCGUUCAGCUCGAGGCAGUGGAGGCCCGGAGGAUGGCAGCGCAGGAGAGGAAACAACAUCUUUAGGAUGACCGAGUCCAAAGCGAAGAUGAUCAGAGGCAACAUUAAUGUCAGGCUGAAGGACGUUGCUGGUUGUGAAGAGGCCAAACUGGAGAUUUUGGAGUUGGUCAACUUCCUGAAGAAGCCCAAGCUGUACCAGGAACUCGGUGCCAAAAUCCCAAAGGGCGCAGUGUUAUUAGGUCCACCCGGCACAGGAAAGACCCUGCUGGCCAAAGCGACUGCUGGUGAAGCUGGAGUUCCCUUCAUAACAGUCAACGGCUCAGAGUUUCAGGAGAUGUUCGUCGGUGUAGGAGCAGCCCGGGUAAGGGACACGUUUGCGCUGGCCAGAAGACACGCCCCCUGUAUCCUCUUUAUUGAUGAGAUCGAUGCAAUGGGCAGGAAGAGGGGCCAGCGGCAUUUCGGUGGGCAGAGUGAGCAGGAGAACACACUUAACCAGCUGCUGGUGGAAAUGGAUGGCUUUAACAGCAGCACUAACGUCGUGGUUCUGGCUGCCACUAACCGCGUAGAUGUUUUAGAUCCGGCACUUUUGAGACCUGGACGAUUCGACAGGCAUAUUUACAUAGGACCGCCUGAUAUUAAAGGCAGGGCUUCGAUCUUUAAAGUGCACAUGAGGCCACUGAAGCUGGAUUCCAGUUUGACCUCAGAUAAUCUGGCGAGAAAACUGGCUGCUCUCACACCUGGCUUCACAGGGGCCGAUAUUGCGAACGUGUGUAAUGAAGCGGCUCUCAUCGCGGCACGGCACCUCAGCCCGGCUGUGACCUCCAGGCACUUUGAGCAGGCCGUAGAGAGGGUGAUCGGAGGUCUGGAAAAGAAGACGAGGGUUCUGCAGCCUGCUGAGAAAACCACCGUAGCUUACCACGAGGCCGGCCACGCCGUCGUAGGCUGGUUCCUGGAGCACGCUGACCCUCUCCUGAAGUUGUCCAUCGUUCCUCGAGGUAAAGGCCUGGGCUACGCGCAGUACCAGCCGAAAGAGCAGUACCUGUUCACGCGCGAGCAGCUCUUUGACAGGAUGUGUGUGAUGCUCGGAGGGCGCGUGGCGGAGCAGGUGUUUUUCGGCAGGAUCACCACAGGCGCUCAGGACGAUCUGAGAAAGGUCACGCAGUCUGCGUAUGCUCAGAUCGUGCAGUUUGGGAUGAGCGAGUCAGUGGGUCAGGUGGCGUUUGAUUGGACGCAGCAGGGCGAGCUAGUCUCGGAGAAGCCUUAUAGCGAAGCCACUGCUGAGCUCAUAGAUCAGGAAGUGCGUUCUCUCAUCAGCAAGGCCUUCGAGAGAACACAGCAGCUCAUCACCGAGAAACGAGAGCUAGUGGAGAAGGUGGGGAAGCGUCUCCUGCAGAACGAAGUCCUGGACAAAGCGGACAUGGUGGAACUGUUGGGCCCGAGGCCGUUUGUAGAGAAAUGCACCUACGAGGAGUUUGUUGAGGGGACUGGCAGCAUCGACGAGGACACGAGUCUGCCCGAGGGCCUGAAGGACUGGGACAAGGAGAGCGACACGUCUCGGCAGCACAAAGAGUUUAUAUACUUGUAGCACGUACCAUGGACGGAGCUCCGUGGAGCCGGAAAUGACUAAAACGUUAAACUAGAGCGUCUGAGUAGUCGCAGGAUCCCAGCUGAGAGCAGCACGUCAUUCCAAAGUCAUUUUUAAGGCUUUUGCUUGGAGUUUCUACAUUAGGGACAACGCCAGAAAGUGUCCCUGACUGAGACAAGGACCUGAGAAGGAGGUCCAAGCUGAAACGUCAAGGCAUUACCGAAGACACAGGGAUCAGGAUCCUGUCAGACCCUGCACGGUGUAUCUUUACCUCCAUGUGGUCAGAGGUGAAGAUCUCAAAACAAGGACGAUAGCACAUGACUCGUCUGACCGCUGUUUAAAAACAAAAAAACACGGAGCUAACUUCCAAUGAAUCCUGAUUUUACAAGUACAACCCCAAUUCCAAAAAAGUUGGGACACUGUGUAAAAAGUGCAUAGAUGUAAAUAAAAACAGAAUGCAAUGAUUUGCAAAUCUCAUAAACCUCUGCCUCGCUAAGACGCUCUUUUUCUACCCAAUCAUAUUAGUGACCUGUUUCCAGUUAACCUCCAGCUGUUUCUUUACACUAACACUUACUUUUCCAGGCUUUUGUUGCCCCGUCCCAACUUUUUUGAGACGUGUUGUGGCCAUCGAAUUCAAAAUUUGCUUAUCCGUUCCCCUUAAAACGGUACAUUUCCUCAAUUUAAACAUUCGAUUUCUUUUCUCCGUUCUAUUGUGAAUAACAUACGGGUCUUGUGAGAUUUGCGAAUCGUUGCGUUCUGUUUUUAUUUACGUUUUACGCAGCGUCCCGACUUUUUUGGAACUGGGGUUGUAUUUAUUCGUGUGUAAUGUAGAUAAACUGUAACGGUGGACUAAUGAUCAAUUGAUUAGCUAGUCAAAUCUGCCAUGUUUUGGUUGCCCAGAUACAUAAUUACUAAGUAGUUAAGUACAUUACUAACUAAAGUAAUGUAAUAACAUGCAGUAUCAUUGGCUAGCUAUUUAGUUAAGUGAUAAUUAUUUCCCAGAUUAAGGGAAAUAAACAUGUUUAUGAUUCAUUUACUUCCAACAGUUUCUAAUGUAGCGCAUGGCGUUUGUGACCUCGGCGGAAAGUCAUGGGACACGGUUUUGUCUAGGAGUGUUCUGUGGUGUUAUAUCCUGUCAUGCAUAAAACAUAUAUUUGAGUUCA
Molecule: messenger RNA, 3876 nt
Organism: Ictalurus punctatus (channel catfish)
Lineage: Eukaryota; Metazoa; Chordata; Actinopteri; Siluriformes; Ictaluridae
Product: AFG3-like protein 1
Exons: 16
Coding region: 380-2713 (777 amino acids)
Biological process (GO): protein-containing complex assembly; mitochondrial protein processing
Cellular component (GO): membrane; m-AAA complex
Molecular function (GO): zinc ion binding; ATP binding; ATP hydrolysis activity
Source: RefSeq, a predicted model, not a curated record